UUGUGAAAUUUUAUCGUAUAUGAAUCAAAAUUCCCUCACAGGCAUUGGGGGACUUGGUUCUGGACAACAACACGAAGCUUCCGUUCAUCAUUCAUUGGUAAAUCAUCAACAACAAACAGCGCAUUUAAUUUCAAGUGGUCAUCAUCAGCAGCAUCACCAUACAACUUUUGUGCCACCUCAUUCAAUUUCUGGGGUUUAUUUAAAUCAAGCUUCUAAUACUAUGGCACAACAAAAUUCUGACCAACAUCAUGAAGGAAUUUAUUUUAAUGGAGGACAACCACGCAUCGCAGCAGCCACGCCUGUCGGUGGAAAUGCGAUUCCAAUCCAGCAACCUAUGAGAAAUAAAAAACUUCAAGUUGACGAUGCACUUUCAUAUUUAGAACGUGUUCGUCAGCAAUUUGAACAAACCCCUGUUAAGUAUAAUGAGUUUUUGGAGGUUAUGAAAGAAUUUAAAUCUCAUACGAUUGACACACAUGGGGUUAUUCUUCGUGUCACUAAGCUUUUCCGAUUUCAUCCUGAUUUAAUUGAUGGCUUCAAUACUUUUUUGCCUCCAGGAUUUGAGGUGCAUGUUAGUGGAGAUUUUACACAAAUUAGAGAACCUAAUGGAACUAACAAACUGAUUAAUAAUGUCAUAGAAGUUGGUUCUGUGUCUGCCGGAUCACCUUUUAUUCAGCAAAUAAAUGCAAUUCCGUCCGAACAUCAUUCUCAAGUCCCUAUUGUACCAAUAAAUCGUAUACCUGCUUCAAUUGUUGUUCGUCAUCAACAAAGUCCGAGCGGUUUAUCUGCAGUUUCCUCUCCAACUUUUGAAAGAGUCUCAUCACCACAACAUCAAAUGGUUAUUGGAAAUGUUGCUAAUGCUGCUAAAAUUGUACAACAACAAUUUCAGAGUCAACCUGUCCAUAACUCCAAUAUUUCUACUGGAGGAUCUCAACAGAUUGGGGCAUCUUUAAUAAGCCCGACAACAGCAGCACAACAAUUACAAAGUAUUAGUGAACAUCAAAAUGCUUUGAAUGUUACUCAUGAAUCUCGGCAACAGCAACACACCCAAUCUCAACAACUUUCUGUAAAUGGUCAACAACCCAUUCAUUUUGACCAAGCAUUGGGUUAUUUAAAUAAAAUUAAGGAACGUUUUGUUAAUAGGUCAGAAGUUUAUCAUCAAUUUUUGGCCAUUUUGAGUAAUUAUCAACGUGCAGAUGGGCCGCAGCGUUUAACAGAGUCGGGUGUUUACCAAGAAGUCGCAAAGCUUUUCCAUAACGAAGAAGACCUGAUGAGAGAUUUUAAAUCUUUUCUGCCUGAUGCUAGUAUUGAAUUUCCCGUUGAUCAACAAGUUCAACUAGACCACCCACUACCAAUAACUGAGCAGCGUUCUUUGCAGCAAAAUGAUAUUGAAUAUGAUGAAAAUUUUGUCCAAGAAGGAUUUGUCGACUUUGUUCAGCUUGAACAAAACAAUUCAAACAAUAAUAUGGUCGACUCUAAUUUGACAACCAAUGCAGCUAAAAAACGUUCGAAUACAACUGCACCUUCUGAAUAUUUGGCACAAAAGAAAUUGAAAACUCAAAAUAAAAUUGUCUACGAAACAUCGGUAAACAAAAUAUUGGAAGAAAUCCCACUUCAAGAAUUCGUCUUUUUCGAAAAAGUACAUGAUGCACUUCAAAGCGAGCAAAUCUUCCAAAAUUUUCUCCAUCAUCUAGCACUUUAUACAAAAUCUAUAGUUUCUAAAGGAGAAUUACUUGAUUUGGUUACACCGUUUCUUUCUUCUCAUCCGGAGCUUUUGAAGCAAUUCAAAGAUAUACUCGGUGGUAAAAGCGGCAUAGCUCGCCAACCAAACAAACAGCUUGCAGUUGAAGAUCGUUUACCUUCUGAAUCUGCUUAUCAAAUUGAUUUUACUCAUACAAAACAACUUGGUGUCAGUUAUCGUUGUAUGCCUGCGGAUUAUGAAUACCCCAUCUGUUCUGGUCGAACUGAAUUAUGCAAAGAAGUAUUGAAUGAUCGUUGGGUUUGCUAUCCGACAUGGUCAAGUGAAGAUACCUCAUCUGUAACUUUAAGAAAGUCAAUUUAUGAAGAAGUUAUGUGCCGAACAGAGGAUGAACGCUUUGAAGUUGAUAUUCUUAUUGAAACAAAUUCAACGGCAAUUGACGCAUUACAAUAUGCAUUUCGUCGUGUUGAAACAAUGAGUAAUGAAGAAGCAAAAAAGUGGAUGGUUGCUAAUGAAAAACGUUUGGGAUGUUCUUAUACUGUUAUUUCUAGAGCUAUUAAGAAAUUAUAUGGCGAAUAUGCCAAUAAAAUAUUAACAGCUUUACGUGAAAAACCACUUGUUGCCUUACAGCAAGUCUUAAGUAGAAUGAAAGAAAAGGAUAUAGAAUGGCAAGGUGUUCGGGAUGAAUAUAAUGUUAUAUGGCGUGAUCAGGUUGAAAAGAAUUAUUUGAAAAGUUUGGACCAUCAAGCACUUACAUUUAAAGCUAAUGAUGUUAAAAAUAUUAGAAGUCGUGGUAUUAUAAAUCAAUUAGAAAGUGCUUAUGACGAGAGGCGUGAAAAACUCGAAGAAGGCCGUCAGGUUGAAUGGGGUCCACAUUUAUGUAUUAAAUAUUCAGCGGAUCGCCAAAUUUUUCAUGAUGCAAAUGAACUUUUACUUCAUUAUGUUAAAAGACAUUUGAAUUCGCGUGAAAAGAAAGGCAUUGAAUCGCUUCUUUUAUCAAUUAUUCCUCGUGUUUUCUUGCUUCAAGCAAAAUGGGAUGAUCAACAAUUUGGAGUGUCUUCCUCACUAUUAGAGAAGACAGCUGCUUCAACACCGAGGGAUGGGGAAUUGGAAGAUUCCGACAAGGAUGAUAAAUUUGGCAGAGGAACUCAACAACAAGAACUCUUAUAUAUUCAAUUCUUUGGUACAAAUUCGUGGAUUUUAUUCAUUCGCCUCCAUGCAAUUUUAUGUGACCGUCUUGCUACCAUUAAAAAAUGUACAGAAGAAUUAGUAGAAGAAUAUGACGAAGAAAUUAAAUUUCGUGAAAAACAAAGACGUGUUUAUAAAAAAUAUGGGGAUAGUGAAGAAUCUCAUUUAUUAAAUGCUGUAGAUGUUCAUAAAGGAUUGAGAGAAUUAAAGAAACCGUUGCAAAAUCCAGAGAAUUUUUAUCAAAUAAUGUUACAGGAAAUGAAGAAUUUGCUUGAUGGGAGUGUAGAUGCAGCAAGUUUUGAGGAUACUUUAAGAAGUAUGUUUGACACUCGUGCUUAUAUUCUCUUCACAAUGGAUAAAUUGGUUAGUACAAUAACAAAUCAUCUCAAAAGUUACAUGUCUGACAACAUUAAUUUGAAAUGUAUUGAACUCUUUGAAAAUUACUUUAGAAAAAGAUUGGAGGGUGCUGAACAUGGGGAAUGGGCACAAAAAGUUGGUUCAGAAUAUGAAGCUUUAGCCGAAAAGUUAUUAAUUAAUCAAAAUUGUUACAAAAUGUUCUUUUUCAAUCGUGAAAAUCCAAUUGUGACAAUUGAAUUGAUUGACACUAAUGAACCUGGAAGUGGAUCGGAUAUUGAUGAUGAGCAAGAGGAAGAAGUAAAGGAAAGUGCUAAUGUUGUAUCUCUGCUAGCUUGGCCUGAAUUUCUUGAAAAACAUGUAGUGAAUGAUGUAAGUGGGGUGAAAGAUGAAGGAUUGGCAACAAAAAUAACAGGAAUAAAAAAAUGCAAAACUUACGUUUCUCGAAAUUUACGACAUCGACGACUAUUGUUACUCAAACUUUCUGAACUUAAAAAUUUACAAAAUAAUGAAGCUUCAUCAGAAAUAAAAUCAGAAGAAAAAAAUAUUACAAAAAAGAAAAUACCUCAAUUCUUUAUUAGUCGAGGAUUUUUUAAAUUGUUAAAUAUUCAAAAUCCUUUGAAAGAAAUGAAAUUUGAUAUGUUUUACGAUGGAGGAACUGAAACAGACAUAAUUAUAAAGAAAGGUGUUUUAGGGAAGAGUCUUCGCAAGAAAAAAGUAUUGGAUCGAAGAAGGCGCUGGAUAACUUGGCUAGACAAGAGACAAAGAGAUCAAAUGAUUAGUGCUCGUUGGCUUACUACUGGGUGCACAACAAAAAUUGAUUCCCAUCCAAGAUUUAGAUAUCUUAAAUUUACAAGAUAUUCUUCAAGAUAA
Messenger RNA from Meloidogyne enterolobii, 4111 nucleotides. Lineage: Eukaryota; Metazoa; Nematoda; Chromadorea; Rhabditida; Meloidogynidae. The record is from the annotation of a GenBank genome assembly.